Trichoderma asperellum CBS 433.97 is the source of this 747-nucleotide messenger RNA. NCBI's taxonomy places the organism in Eukaryota, Fungi, Ascomycota, Sordariomycetes, Hypocreales, Hypocreaceae. The record is from RefSeq and is a predicted model, not a curated record.
AUGGCUGCUGUAUCGCUGUGUUUGAAUCCAUCUAAAUCAUUGUAUCCUUCGGAUGAAACACUGGAGCAGCUGCUGAGGAUUGCCACAUGCCCGUACGAGUUAAGUGCCUACAUGCGUUGCAAAGAAGCGCGAGCUGAUGCAAAUAGCCCGCCAGUUACUGCCCGACAAGAGCCUGAUAAACAGCAACGCGCCGAGCAUCUUGGCUUGAUGCCCAUGCCCCCGUCGAUCUGGCGUAGGAUGCCGCUGUCUCAAAGCCUGUGCUGCCAAUAUGGUGCUUACAAGUGGACAGGUGCCCUCUCGCAGUCUCACAGCGCAAGACGCCAAGUCAGCCAGUCGACACAACAAUCAAAUGGCUUGGGCCAGAGAGAGGGAAGGAACAGGUCGGCCGAUCAGGUGCGCCCAGAGGCGGGGAGCGCCCAAGGCACUUCCAAGGGCUCGCUGGCUGAUUCGAUUCAGGUUCCAGAUGUCGCCCGUCGCCCGCUGACGCCUGGAUCAGCGAGCCGAGCCAGCGGUAAACACAGCACUUGGCCCCAAGCCGGUCUCUUCAGUGGCAGCGACUUGCCGCUUUUAGGCGCUGAAACUUCAGUGGUGAGGGGCCAUCAUCAUCGUGCUGAAAUGUACGCCACGUACGCUGCGGCGCCAGAGACCCCCGAAGACCGCUAGCAUUCUUGGGCUUCAAUUGGCCUGUCGGGUGCUGUCCGUCCCAGUGUCACCGUGCAGAGAACUCGAUCAACGGGACCCCCCAGC